Molecule: messenger RNA, 7349 nt
Organism: Macrosteles quadrilineatus (aster leafhopper)
Lineage: Eukaryota; Metazoa; Arthropoda; Insecta; Hemiptera; Cicadellidae
Gene: Ziz
Product: dedicator of cytokinesis protein 9
Exons: 38
Coding region: 78-6308 (2076 amino acids)
Biological process (GO): small GTPase-mediated signal transduction; positive regulation of GTPase activity
Molecular function (GO): guanyl-nucleotide exchange factor activity
Source: RefSeq, a predicted model, not a curated record
AGUCGUAAAAAUCAGUAUUCUCAUUAGAUUAUAGGUAUUUUAUUUUAUUCAUAAAUGUGUCUGUGCUCAUAAAUACCAUGAGUGAAAGAAAAUUUUCUCGCAGUCUGGGAAAGCCUGGAAUGGCAGCUCAACUUAGGGAAACUGUGUCUCAAGUAGUUAGAGAGAGCACCGAUCAUAACAAACCCACACUUGUUGAACCAAUUGACUUUGAGAACUUUAUACUGAAAAAUAAAACCCUAAUUCAGAAUGACCCUCAGAGAGAACUCUUGCUUUACCCAUCUGACGAUGUUUCGCAUGUAGUAUUGCCUCGUAAGUUCCGGACUGUCAGCCCUAAUGUUCCCCACGGUGAUGAGGUCAAGGAGUGUAACCUAUUUGUAAAGGAGUGUCUCAAAAGUUAUACGUCCAAUUGGACUCUGAUACAUUACAAGUACAGUGCAUACUCUGGGACCUAUUUAGAACUUCCAAAGAUUUUGAAGUCUGAAGAGUUAAAAGACGAAGUUUAUGAAGUUGACACUGAUGUCGAUCAGUUAGAUGAGGAGCUGUCGCCAAAACACGAUGGAAUAACCAAGCAAGGUUAUCUGAUGAAAGGUCCUGAAGUGGGGAAUGACCGAAUGUUUGUCAAUAUCGGGUCCAAGUCAUUUAAACGUCGAUACUGUUACCUCAGGAGAGAAGUUGAUGGCACUUACAUUCUGGAACUGCACAAGGAUGAGAAGAAAGGGGAUGCUAAAGUGACCAUUGUCAUGGACUUUUGUACUGAAGUUGUUAGGAACACCAAGAGAGGCAGGCACUGUUUUGAACUAUGGAUGACAGCUGGACACAAGUCAUACACUCUGGCUGCGGAGUCGGAGUCUGAGCUGCAGGACUGGGUCAGCAAGCUGCAUCAGGUGCUGCAGCAUAACAGACAACAGGAGGAGAAGAGAGCUGCAUCGCUAGAGAGAGCCAGUACUGCCACACCGUCAGCAACAAUAGUACCUCUGUAUGGAACACUGAAGGGCUUGGAGCAGAGCGUCAAUCCUCAGCUGAUGAAAUAUGCUAGAGAAACUGACUCUUCCAUAGCUUUGGCGAGGAAAGACAACCGCAGAAGGCUGUUCAGUGUGUAUCCAUUCAUGCCUUUGUCGAAGGCAGGGUCAAGUCAGCUGGGAGAAGCAAGCGUAGAGCCGUACCGGGAACACUUCGGUCAGCGACUGCUAGUCAGGUGUGAGAACCUCAAGUUCCGUCUGCAGGCACCCAUCAACGGCGACAGAGAGAUACUGUGUCAGUUGGAGCCUUACCUGACGACCUUGGCCCUGUAUGACGCCAAGGAAGGCCGCAAGCUGACCGAGGAUUUCCAUGUGGAUAUUAAUCACAACAUAGUUGUCGGACUGUUGGCUGAUCCUGAGGGAACUUCUGAGAACAUCCUGGGUGAUUUGUUACCGGGUCCCUUACGGCCCAGACAGGCAGUGUUCAGUGUCAGCAAGCCCCACUCUGACAUCUAUAUUGUGCUGAGGAUAGACAAGAUCCUACAAGGUAGCAUCAGUCAGGUGACAGAGCCUUAUCUCCGCUCCACCAAGGACCCCAAACUCGGCCUCAAAGUCCACAAGGCAGUCAAGGCCUGCGCCCAGAGGUUGGGUAAAUACCGAAUGCCGUUUGCUUGGACUGCCCGACCUCUGUUCCGCCUGUACAGUAAUGAACUUGACACAUCCUCAGAUUUCCCAGCCAUUUAUCGUCAAGAAGCUGGGAAAUUAAAGGAUGAAGAACUGUUAAAAAUAUUGGCUGAAUAUAGAAAACCAGACAAGUUAAAUAAGCUGACAACAAUUCCAGGGUGGGUUCACAUCAGGAUAGAAGCCCUCACUGAGCUCCCAGAAAAUUGCCUGACUUGUUCUCUGUCCCCUCUGAAGCCAUUCAGUGCCUCUCCCAACAGUGAGGUGACUGUAGAGGUGGCAGAGCUAUGUCCGGAGCCUCAGCCCUUCACUUCCUACCUCAACCACCUGUACGUUUACCCGCAGAGCCUCGCCUUCGACACGCAGAAGAUGUUCACUCGCGCACGCAACAUCGCAUGCACUGUGCAGUUGCGGGACGAUGAUUCUGAGAAUGCAAAGAGCGUAACGUGUAUCUACGGACGCAAUGGUCUGCUAGUCAGCAGUGCUACCUGUUGUGUUCUGCACCACACCACCAACCCUGCCUGGUAUGAUGAGAUCAAACUACGUCUGCCAGCCAAGCUGACCAUCCACCACCACCUGCUGUUCACCUUCACACACAUAUCAAUAGAGGGGUCCAAGAAACGGGAGACAGGACCUGAGAACACUGUUGGAUACGCUUGGAUACCUCUACUGCAGAAAGGAAGACUCAAUGUGGAAGACCAAACCAUCCCAGUCGCAGCUAAUCUUCCUCCUGGUUACCUGUCGGUGCAGCCUCUGGGACUCGGGAAAGGGUAUGCAGGACCAGAGAUGACAUGGGUGGACAACCAGAAGCCAAUAUUCAGUGUCAGUUUCCAGCUGUGCUCCACUGUGUACACCCGAGAUCAACAUCUGCAAAACUUGUUUGCACACGCAGAGAGACUACACGAACCCAAAACUGGGGCUAGUCCUCCCCCUGAGACAGAGACCUGCAAAAUACUCAAGGCCACCCAUGCUAUUCAUCUGAACACAGCCAUAGAGUUCCUGCCCACUCUGCUUAACCAGCUGUUUAGCCUGUUAGUGCUGUCACCCAGUCCUGACGUAGGAUUGAACAUCAUCCGUCUAUUGAUCCAUCUGGUCCAUCUAGUACAGGAGGCUGGCAGAGCUGAUAUUCUCUCCACCUAUGUCAAGUUUGUGUUUGCUGGAGAGACUGUAGCCUCACGAACUGUCCAUGAAGAACUCUGUAGUCAUCUGCCGGAUCUGCUCAAGCCAGAAAACACAGACUUCCUUCUGGUCAACAAGUUUCUACCACAUUCCGGGUUUUUCUUCCAAAUAAUUGUAAAAAGCAUGGCUCAACAUCUGUUGACCACUGGGAGGAUCAAGAUGCACCGCAAUGAAAGAUUUUCCACAGAUUUCUUGAAAAAGGUGGAGUCCUUAUUGAAUGUGUUGACUCCCUACCUAUCUGCCAAGUAUAGAGACAUGCCUCAAGAAAUGCUGAAACUCAACUCAAACAUCGCUGACUUCCUUAAGAAAUGCCUGACAUUUCUCGAUCGUGGUUUUGUGUUCCGCAUGAUAAACUGUCAUAUUGCCUGCUUCACUGGUGCUGAGGCUCGGGGCCUUCAUGACCUCAAGCUUGCGUUUCUACAGAUCAUCACAACCCAUGAACAUUACAUCUCCUUCAACCUGCCUCUGCUCAUCCGUACUGCUCGUUAUCUUGUUGCAGAAGAGUUCACGCUGACGGAGGAGUUCUGUAGGCAACACUUCCUGGUAGGUUUGCUGCUACAGGAAGUGCGUGCAGCUCUGUCACACAUGGUGUGUGUGCGUCGUCCAGCCAUCACUGUACUGCGCGACCUUGUGGCCAAACACGAACUGGACGAUCGGUACCAGAACAAGGGUCAGUUGGCUCGUAUAGCCACACUGUACGUGCCGUGGCUGAGUCUAGUACUGAUGAACCUGCAGAGGCUCAGUGUAGUGUCUGCCAGCCAACAGCACCAGACAGCCAAGAGCAGCAGUCUCAGCAACAGCAGCAUCAGCACGCCACAACACCAAUCCUUCAUCCGCGGAGGGCCAGGCGGUGCGCGGGCAUCUGUCAACCUGCACAUCAGGGACUCUACGUACUUCGCUGCAAUUGCUGGCCAAGGUUUGUUGAACGGAGCUGGGUCGUCUGGCAGCCUGGACUCAGAGGCUUCAUCUAUGUCUGGUGAUGGCACCUCUACUGUGAGUCAAGAGACAGCUAUACAGCGCCCAGACUGUACUCCGGCAUCAUCCCGCCACUCACGAUCUGUCAGUGGUACUCAGGUGGUGAGGUGUGACAGACUACAGCCAGUGGAGGUCAAGGACAUCCUUGUCUGCUUUCUGUUCAUCCUCAAACACAUCAGCCACGACCAGAUGAUCUCGUGGUGGCAAAACUGCUCUCAAGCGGAUAUAUUGAGCUUCUUCAAAGUUAUUGAACUGAGUCUCCAUGAGUUCAAGUACACGGGUCGGCGGCAGAUCGCUGGGUAUGUCAACGGUGGUAGUGGUCCACCAGGCAAGGGAACUACUAAGGCUAUGACAUUGCCUGCCCGCAUGCAGCCCCCGGACUUCUCUGGUGACUCCCCUAUACUGCCUCCCCACAACACACUCAGUGGCAGCAACAGCGUCGGCCGUGAGAACAUGGCACACAGAGAGAAUGAGUCCAGCACCCUCUACCAGGCUCUGCUAGAGGCCAACUUGGCUACAGAGGUGGGUCUCAUUGCGCUAGACUCCCUCGGCCUCUACUGUCAGCACUUCAGGGACUCUCUGAUGGUGGAUGACGGUGACAAUCCCGUGAUGAAGGCUGUGUUUGACCUCUACCUCAGCUUUCUCCAGGUCGGACAGUCGGAAACACUGUUCCGUCACGUGUUUGCAGCUCUCAGAGCCUUCAUCAACAACUUCUCUCUGGCCCUGUUCCAAGGUAACGCAGUGUUGUGUGGCAGACUAUGUCUGGAGCUUCUGAGAUGCUGCAACAGUCGACUGUCAGCCAUACGUCAGGAGUCUUGUGCUAUACUCUACCUGCUCAUGCGCAGCAACUUUGAGUUCUCCAACCGCAAGGGGUUGACCAGGGUUCAUUUACAGGUUAUUAUCUCCGUAUCUCAGCUGUUGGGUAACAUUGUGGGUCUGAACAACGCUCGCUUCCAGGAAUCUUUGUCUCUGAUCAACUCAUACGCCAACAGUGACAAGGUUAUGAAAGGAACAGGUUUCCCUGUGGAAGUGAAGGACUUGACGCGGCGCAUACGCACAGUGCUGAUGGCGACUGCGCAGAUGAGAGAGUUGCACCACGACCCUGAGAUGUUGGUAGACCUGCAGCACAGUCUGGCCAACAGUUACGCAUCCACACCAGAGCUACGUCACACCUGGCUGCAGACGAUGACUAGACAUCACGCCAAGGAGGGAAACUAUUCUGAGGCUGCGUGUUGUCAGCUGCAUAUUGCUGCUCUUAUUGCACAGUACCUCAAGCUGAAGGAGGCCCAGUCAUGGGGGGCUGAGGCCUUUGAUGCUAUCUCCUCCAACAUACCUAGAGAUGAGAUAUCUCUCAAAUUGGACUCUGGGGUACAUGAUGUGCAGUACACGGAACAGUCCCUACUUGAGCAGUUGGAAGCUUGUGCAGAGUAUCUGGAGAAGGCGGAACGGUUUGAGUGUCUUGGCAACCUUUACCGACUCAUUGUGCCGAUUUAUGAGCGUCGACGGAACUACCCGGCACUGGCACAAUGCUACCAGAACCUGGCACAGGCUUAUACUAAGGUUGUGCAAGUUCAACGUUCAGGCAAGAGACUUCUUGGAAGAUACUACAGAGUGGCUCUUUAUGGACAGGCUUUUUUCGAGGAUGACAGUGGUGUUGAGUUUGUAUACAAGGAGCCAAAGGUGACUACACUCAGUGAGAUAUCAGAGAGACUGUUACAUCAGUACAGCAGCAGGUUCGGGCCUGAGAAUGUCAAGAUCAUCAUGGACUCUGCUCCGAUGGCCUCGAGUGACCUGGAUCCCAAGUUUGCCUAUGUACAAGUGACCCACGUGACACCGUUCUUUGACAAGACAGAGGCCGAGGACAGACUGACAGAGUUUGAGCAAGCGCAUGACAUCAGCAGGUUCAUGUACGAGACUCCCUUCACGCUGGACGGCAAACCACGAGGACUGCCUAGUCAGCAGUGGAAGAGACGGACUGUGCUGACCACGGAAUAUUCAUUUCCCUAUGUGAAAAAGCGGUUGAGAGUGGUUGAGCGCAGUGAGAGUGAGUUGACUCCAAUUGAAACAUCAAUAGAUGAGAUGAGACAGAGAGUGUCGGAGUUAGAGGAUGUCGUCUUCUCACAACCCACGGAUGUCAAGAAACUACAACUCAGGCUACAGGGAAGCGUGUGUGUACAAGUGAACGCAGGUCCUCAAGCUUACGCCAAAGCUUUUCUAGAACCUAGUCAAGCCUGUCAGUUUCCAGAUGACAAAGUGGAGGAACUCAAAGAUAUCUUUAGGGAGUUUGUGAGAGUUUGCUACGCAGCUCUGCAGCUCAACAGUCAAGUGGUGAGAUCAGAUCAGGCCGAGUACCAGGUGGCGCUCAAACAGAACUUCCAGAAGCUGGUGAUGGAGUUGACAUCCCUACUGGGGGAGUCUAUGUGGCCGGACGAUGAAGUCGGGUCCUUCAAACGCAACAGUCAGGCUUUGUUUAGUGCUAUCAGUGGAGCCAGCUGCAACUCAAGUGCUGCGUAAGUCACAACAAUACAGAACUGCAGAGUGCGGACAUUAUUACGUAGAUCAUCACGAGACUAUAAGAUCAUCGUUGGACUGCAUAGAUCAUAGGAAGAUAAUUGAAGUUGAUGUAUUGAGCAGAACUUUGAUUAUCACGGAUCUGUAUUGAUUAUGAGAAGACUGUAGAUCAUCACAAAGUAGUUAGGUCAUCACUUGCAUUUUUAACUGGACUGCAUAGGGCAUAACAGGAUUCUGUAGAUCAUCAAAAGAUCUUGGCAAAACUGUUUUGAUCGUCACUAGACUGUAUAGAUCGUAGCAGGACUGAGUACCGAGUAGUUUAUCACUCAGCUGUGACCAAGGUGGUUUCGGGUAGAUUACCAAGUUACAUGAUUCACGACGGCACUGGUAGCUUUCAAGGCGCUGUGUAGCAUUCCACAGUUCCUCAUCUCUAUACGCUUAGUUUAUUGAUUGCAUUUUAUAGAUGUAUUGUUCUAAGGUACAGCCUAUUGCAACUGGUGUACCUCCCAUAGUGUAAGAGGCUUGCCACAUAAGUUACCUCAGAAACAAUGUUGUGUCAGUUUGCUGUUGAUUUGUUUUGUCUUAUGUUUUGAAGAAUAUGGUUUAAAUGGCAAAGAUGCAUCUGACAAUAUUGGUAGCAAAUUGGUAAAGGAAGGUACAGUGCAAAAUUUGUGUGCAAGUGUGCGAUUUCAGGUUGAAGAACAUAAUUUAGAUUACAUCAAGCUGUUUUUUAAACAUUGUUAUACUCGUAAGUAAUUUAAAAUUCAACUGUUUUUACUCUGUGUGGAAUACAAUUUUUGUAACUCUAAGAAGAGAUCUGAAGUUUUUUAUUAUUUUUUGGAACAUUUAUUUUCUUGAAAUGAAACAUGGUGAUACAUGAUUAUUGUUUUUGUAUUAACUAUUACAGUACAUUUUAUUUUACACUAUAUAUUUUAUAAUGCAUUUUAUUUUAGAAUCAUGCAAUUAUAUUUAUUUACAUAUCAUUAAAAGUAUUUAUCUAUAUGUAUAUAGAAACUUUUUAUGAUUUGAUAUUAUUUAUUAAAU